CGAUAAGCUAUCAGGCGUGGGUGAGAUGAAGCAGCUGCUGUGAUGUAUUUCAACUGCUGCGUUAGGCCUGCAAGCAAGCAAUCUGCAUGUGUGUGAAGGCGCCAUUAUCAACCCGGGACAUGUCUCCAUUAUUCUUCAUUUUGUCAUUAUUACAAUGUUUAUAUCUUCUACACGGACUAAACCAUACAGCCUGCUACAAUUCCGAGUUAAUCAUUGAUUCCCCUCUCUGUGGAAAUAGUGGGAAUCUUGCACCGAAGAAGUUCCUGCUUGGGCAAUUGUCCCCAAAUAGCACAUGUCGCACAAGACUCAGCGGACAACGGGACUAUCAUAUUGUCCGUGACUGUUGCAAAUUCCACGGCGGGGAUACCGUCAUCGAGGAGGUGUGUAUUCCAGGACAGAAAAUGCGGUUGUCAAGUCCCCUGUCUCACAUGGCAAGGUACUGUAGUCGUGGACAUCGCUGUGAUUCCGGGAAGCGGUUGACGAGCAAGGAACUACAUUCAGGAGACUAUGUGUCUCUGGAAUAUGACUGUGUACAUGUAAAAGAAGAAAUCCAUUUUAAUUCCGAUGAGGUGCUUAAUGGAAGAAAGGUUUACCUGAUAAGCGAUCAGAAGGAUGGAAGUGUCCGAGAUGCUAAAUGUGCUGCCUACAAAACAAAUCCCCGGUCAUCCAUCAUCGUCACUCUCGUAGACAACAUUGUUUCCUCGGGAGCGUGUACAGUCUCCUUCGCUAGUUCAAUGUAUGGGAGUACAAAUAUUAAUUGUGCCAAAACAGAGAUUGUGAAUGGUUGCAAUAACGUGCUGUAUAGCAGCAACACCAGCAGGGUAGAUAUUAAUCUGACCAUGACAGUUAUUGCUGACGGCAGUGAUCGCCAGUUUUUGUGGAUGGUUGUUACAGCUUCUGAUGGAGGUAACCUGACAGUGGCUUGUGGGACGAAGAUACCACCGGAUGAUUACACAACAGCCUCAGCAACACAGUCCACAAGAAGCCGCCUGACGACUCAAAAGAGUUCACCUAAUUACACGACUACGUCUUACUCAAAAUCGACAUCAGAUUAUCCUGCUACUAUCAGGGCAACAAAUAGCAGGGGGAUUUCAAAAUCAUCGACUUUGUCCACCUCCGCUAUAGCUACUGGGUUAACGAUCCCACAUUCAAUCUCAGGGUCUGGAGGAAGCACGAAAAUACAUUUGAGCAAAACAAACUCCAUGUCUCAUUCAUCUACUGGCUUACAAUUGACCAUGUCUUCCUCACCUUUACUCACAACGUUUGGUAGAAUACAGGCUUCAAGUACAACAUCAACCUCAUUAUCUACAAACAUGCCAUCUUCACUUCCACCAACGUCUUCGCAAUCACAUUCCACAACAGAAACAUUUUCCCCUUCCCUGACACAUUCGACCACAGGAGGUCGACUACAGUCUUCCAGACACACAUCAUACUCGACUCGUCCCACUCAAGGGCAAUCUUUAUCUUCGUUUAACGCGUUAUCGUCUUCAAACGUUACACUAUUUCGUCUCAUAAAAACAACAAAACCAUCUUUACAUCCACUGACAGUGUCGAUCGCGGGAGGCUCUGAAACUGCCCAUACAUCGACAACGUCAACGAGUGCAUCAACCUCAACAAAAUCUUGGCAAAGAUUGUCGUCAACUACAGUGACAUCCAAGCCACCUGUUGAUGAAACAACACGGGACACAAUAGACACAGAAGGAAAAGGCUCAUCUUCUCCAACUGUGUCAACGAUUGGAAGGAUGCAGUCAUCCAAAGCCACAUCCGUUUCCUCGGAAACCGGGCAGGAAACAUCCUCAUCCACAACAACGCCUAUGCCAUCAACACAGGGUGGAAUACAGCACUCGACAACCACAUCUUCAUCUUCCAUCACUGACAACGGCAAGCCCUCCAACAUCUCUACUCACACUUCAGCAACCCAACAUAUGCUAACAGCUUUAAUGUUCGGUGCAUCAACCUCAACAAAAUCUUGGCAAAGAUUGUCGUCAACUACAGUGACAUCCAAGCCACCACCUGUUGAUGAAACAACACGGGACACAAUGUCGAUCGCGGGAGGCUCUGAAACUGCCCAUACAUUGACAACGUCAACGAGUGGAAGAUUAAGGUUUACAAACAUCACAUCAUUCUCACCAGUAGACACAGAAGGAAAAGGCUCAUCUUCCACAACUGUGUCAACGAUUGGAAGGAUGCAGUCCUCCAAAGCCACAUCCGUUUCCUCGGAAACCGGGCAGGAAACAUCCUCAUCCACAACAACGCCUAUGCCAUCAACACAGGGUGGAAUACAGCACUCGACAACCACAUCUUCAUCUUCCAUCACUGACAACGGCAAGCCCUCCAACAUCUCUACUCACACUUCAGCAACCCAACAUAUGCUAACAGCUUUAAUGUUCGGUGCAUCAACCUCAACAAAAUCUUGGCAAAGAUUGUCGUCAACUACAGUGACAUCCAAGCCACCUGUUGAUGAAACAACACGGGACACAAUAGACACAGAAGGAAAAGGCUCAUCUUCUCCAACUGUGUCAACGAUUGGAAGGAUGCAGUCAUCCAAAGCCACAUCCGUUUCCUCGGAAACCGGGCAGGAAACAUCCUCAUCCACAACAACGCCUAUGCCAUCAACACAGGGUGGAAUACAGCACUCGACAACCACAUCUUCAUCUUCCAUCACUGACAACGGCAAGCCCUCCAACAUCUCUACUCACACUUUAGCAACCCAACAUAUGCUAACAGCUUUAAUGUUCGGUGCAUCAACCUCAACAAAAUCUUGGCAAAGAUUGUCGUCAACUACAGUGACAUCCAAGCCACCACCUGUUGAUGAAACAACACGGGACACAAUAGACACAGAAGGAAAAGGUUCAUCUUCCACAACUGUGUCAACGAUUGGAAGGAUGCAGUCCUCCAAAGCCACAUCCGUUUCCUCGGAAACCGGGCAGGAAACAUCCUCAUCCACAACAACGCCUAUGCCAUCAACACAGGGUGGAAUACAGCACUCGACAACCACAUCUUCAUCUUCCAUCACUGACAACGGUAAGCCCUCCAACAUCUCUACUCACACUUCAGCAACCCAACAUAUGCUAACAGCUUUAAUGUUCGGUGCAUCAACCUCAACAAAAUCUUGGCAAAGAUUGUCGUCAACUACAGUGACAUCCAAGCCACCACCUGUCGAUGAAACAACACGGGACACAAUGUCGAUCGCGGGAGGCUCUGAAACUGCCCAUACACCGACAACGUCAACGAGUGGGAGGUUAAGGUUUACAAACAUCACAUCAUUCUCACCAGUAGACACAGAAGGAAAAGGUUCAUCUUCCACAACUGUGUCAACGAUUGGAAGGAUGCAGUCCUCCAAAGCCACAUCCGUUUCCUCGGAAACCGGGCAGGAAACAUCCUCAUCCACAACAACGCCUAUGCCAUCAACACAGGGUGGAAUACAGCACUCGACAACCACAUCUUCAUCUUCCAUCACUGACAACGGCAAGCCCUCCAACAUCUCUACUCACACUUCAGCAACCCAACAUAUGCUAACAGCUUUAAUGUUCGGUGCAUCAACCUCAACAAAAUCUUGGCAAAGAUUGUCGUCAACUACAGUGACAUCCAAGCCACCACCUGUUGAUGAAACAACACGGGACACAAUGUCGAUCGCGGGAGGCUCUAAAACUGCCCAUACACCGACAACGUCAACGAGUGGGAGGUUAAGGUUUACAAACAUCACAUCAUUCUCACCAGUAGACACAGAAGGAAAAGGCUCAUCUUCCACAACUGUGUCAACGAUUGGAAGGAUGCAGUCAUCCAAAGCCACAUCCGUUUCCUCGGAAACCGGGCAGGAAACAUCCUCAUCCACAACAACGCCUAUGCCAUCAACACAGGGUGGAAUACAGCACUCGACAACCACAUCUUCAUCUUCCAUCACUGACAACGGCAAGCCCUCCAACAUCUCUACUCACACUUCAGCAACCCAACAUAUGCUAACAGCUUUAAUGUUCGGUGCAUCAACCUCAACAAAAUCUUGGCAAAGAUUGUCGUCAACUACAGUGACAUCCAAGCCACCACCUGUUGAUGAAACAACACGGGACACAAUGUCGAUCGCGGGAGGCUCUGGAACUGCCCAUACAUCGACAACGUCAACGAGUGGGAGGUUAAGGUUUACAAACAUCACAUCAUUCUCACCAGUAGACACAGAAGGAAAAGGCUCAUCUUCCACAACUAUGUCAACGAUUGGAAGGAUGCAGUCCUCCAAAGCCACAUCCGUUUCCUCGGAAACCGGGCAGGAAACAUCCUCAUCCACAACAACGCCUAUGCCAUCGACACAGGGUGGAAUACAGCACUCGACAACCACAUCUUCAUCUUCCAUCACUGACAACGGCAAGCCCUCCAACAUCUCUGCUCACACUUCAGCAACCCAACAUAUGCUAACAGCUUUAAUGUUCGGUGCAUCAACCUCAACAAAAUCUUGGCAAAGAUUGUCGUCAACUACAGUGACAUCCAAGCCACCACCUGUUGAUGAAACAACACGGGACACAAUAGACACAGAAGGAAAAGGUUCAUCUUCCACAACUGUGUCAACGAUUGGAAGGAUGCAGUCCUCCAAAGCCACAUCCGUUUCCUCGGAAACCGGGCAGGAAACAUCCUCAUCCACAACAACGCCUAUGCCAUCAACACAGGGUGGAAUACAGCACUCGACAACCACAUCUUCAUCUUCCAUCACUGACAACGGCAAGCCCUCCAACAUCUCUACUCACACUUCAGCAACCCAACAUAUGCUAACAGCUUUAAUGUUCGGUGCAUCAACCUCAACAAAAUCUUGGCAAAGAUUGUCGUCAACUACAGUGAAAUCCAGUCAACCACCUGUUGAUGAAACAACACGGGACACAAUAGACACAGAAGGAAAAGGUUCAUCUUCCACAACUGUGUCAACGAUUGGAAGGAUGCAGUCCUCCAAAGCCACAUCCGUUUCCUCGGAAACCGGGCAGGAAACAUCCUCAUCCACAACAACGCCUAUGCCAUCAACACAGGGUGGAAUACAGCACUCGACAACCACAUCUUCAUCUUCCAUCACUGACAACGGCAAGCCCUCCAACAUCUCUACUCACACUUCAGCAACCCAACAUAUGCUAACAGCUUUAAUGUUCGGUGCAUCAACCUCAACAAAAUCUUGGCAAAGAUUGUCGUCAACUACAGUGAAAUCCAGUCAACCACCUGUUGAUGAAACAACACGGGACACAAGAAAAUCAGACAACACUGAUGACAAGGUUGCCUUUAUACUGGAGGUGAUCACAAGCUUGACGGGAGCAGCCCUCCUCCUUCUGAUGGUGAUCACUACAGCAAUGUGCUUGUGCUACAACAAAAGGAUGCACGAGCUGCAACGGAAUUCUCGAAAAAGGAAGAAACUGUCAGGAACCAACGUAUCUGCAUUGGAAUUAAAGAGGAACUCUGUUGUAUCAUUAGAAUCUGGAUAUGAUUCCAUUUCAGCGUUGCGCUGAGGUGGCUGUUCAGUUCAUAUGACAAUUUAUCUGUAGUCAGCUUGUAGUGUAUAGUGAAAGGGUUGCCUUACAGAAAUAAACGCUGUCUUGGGAGUUAUAUCAGUUAUCAGACAUCACCACUUUUCGUAAACCCAAAGAAGAAACCUAAAAAGGUCUGGAACGUAUAAACUUGCCCCGCAUGUAACUAUUAUUAAGUCACACUGUUCAUUGUGAUGUAGAAUGUAAGACGUCGCCGUCGGAUAUUGCAAAGCGCCAAAUUUAAGUUCUGUUGUUGCUCAAAAUUGACAUACACUCUCCCGUUCCAUUGUUUUCUGCUGAAUAUGCUUUAAAUAUUGUAGUAAUUGCAACUUUGCAAUGUGUCACCUGUACUAGUACAUACCAUUAUUCAAAAUGACAACCGUCAAUGACUGAGAAAUUAGCUGCUUCAUUCAGAAGUCAUUAUUUCGAUUUGAAACCUGAGUACCUGUAUUUUCAAAGCUGUGAUAGAAAAUGCUUUAUCGUGCUGGUUUCUCUUUGUUCUCCAUGCGACUGUGCGAGCUUGUUAAAUCACGAUAAUAGCCAACGUGCAUGUUGAUUAUAUACUUGUGCAGUGUGUCAUUCAGUGUCUUUCUGUAAUCAAAAUAACAUGUUUUACCGGUACGCGAUGGAACAACAGGAAAAUAUACAACCUCUGGCAAAGAUGUACAUCCAACACUUUAGACGUUCAAUUGUAAGAGACACAUAAGUAUUCAUGUACCCAGAAAAGUGAUGAUGUUUGAUUUCAUUUUUAUGCUCACAUGUAACAAAUUAUGGUCAAAUCAGAAAAAUAGACAAGACCAGGAAAUGCCCAGACUUGCCAUCAUUGCAUCUGUUCUUACAUGCUAUUGCGUGCAGAAGGCUAAAAGCUGCGUAAAACCAUACGCGCUCUCUCACCUGUUAUUGUUAUUGGGUUUUAUGAAGGCGUUAUCAUGAUAAUUUCAAACAUUAUGUUAUAACAACAAUAGUACUGAAGAAUGUAAUACGUAUACGAAAGUGUUCGUGGGAUCGAUCCUUUGAUUCUUUGGAGUAUCGGCUGUGAUGAAGAUUAUCUGAAUACAAUCUUACAGUUUCCAUCCCAUCUUCAAAUGCCUCUCCUCCCACCCAGAACCGAACAUGUGUUUUUUUAACAGAAGUGUCGGUCUUAAACCAGAGAAGAUCACUGGGGAGCAACUGGCGAACUAAAACACGCCAAGUAAAUAUAAAACAAUAACGUAUAGUAUGGAAGGUCUUCGGAUUUUGACAUUGUACCUCUCGCACAUCCCUAGCACCAGGACCAAACAAGAAGGGGUGUUCCAUGGUCCGGGCAAAUUAGCUCGCCUACUUGGGGUGCACUUCUCCCUUCUUGGGUAACAGUGUAUGUUUAAAUUAUUUUCUUAUAUAUAUUCGGAAAACAAUAAGACAAAAGUCGCAUGAUCACACGGGGAAAGUGAACGUACUGACGAAAGCGAACCGCCGGUGAUCUCGUGUAAUGGUUUUCAGAUGAGUCCAAAUUCACUCUGACCUUUCUGUACAGGCAUGGACGUGUCUGAAACGUCAACGUCAACGCAAGACAACACGACGAAUUUAGGGGUGGGUCUGUAACGAUAUGUACGAUAGCGCUCGUGCUCACCGUGCAUGUAUCGUAACUAUAUCCAGUAGCAUAACGUCAUUAGACUUAAAUGAACAGCAUGAAAACCUUUCCCAUUUAGCACAUCUGGGAUAUGAUCGGGAGAACAGUACCCAGAAAUCAAAGGCUAUCCGCUACGUAAGCCCGCAUGGGCCAUGCGUUGCUAGAGGAGUCGGAAGGACUCCCUUAAAUUGUCAUUGUCAAAUAAUCCAUUGCCCCCUCAGAUUAGGAUGCAGAGAUUUAAAUGCACACAAAUAUCAGACAUAUUCAUGAUUCUACUACCUGCUCCUGUGGAUAUCAUUAUGAGGAUCUUACACAUUACUUCCUUUCAUGUUGCAACUACUGUAAUCUUCGGAACAAUAUGUACUACUAUAUAAAGGGAUACGACUUGGAUUCAGUAUCAUAUGGAAAUGCUACAACAACUACUGAUACUCACCUAAAUAUUGUACAAUCUGUCCAUUUGUUCAUUGCAAAAUCAAAAAGAUUUAAAAUCUAAAUAUGUCUUCAUAACGAUUACAUCGAUCAAAUAGUUGUUUGUAUGUGUGAUAUGCUGGUAUGCUGUUUGUUUUUGUACCGAUAUAUGUAUGCGUGUAUUUGUGUGUUUGUGUGUGACUUGUAUAUCAUCAUAAUAUUUGCAAAAGUAGGCACAAUCAAUCUAAAUUUAUUAUUUUAUGUACAGCUUACUCUUAUUAAUUGUUAAAUGUUCUUUGUAGGAAGAGGUGUUAAAAUAGGUUGAACAUGUUCACCAAUCCCAUUCCUUUUUCUUUGAAAUAAAUAUUGUUUGAAUCAAA
This is a messenger RNA of Haliotis rufescens (red abalone), 7889 nucleotides long. RefSeq names its product serine-rich adhesin for platelets-like. The record is from RefSeq and is a predicted model, not a curated record. The transcript is spliced from 17 exons. NCBI's taxonomy places the organism in Eukaryota, Metazoa, Mollusca, Gastropoda, Lepetellida, Haliotidae. The coding region runs from base 87 to 5474 and encodes 1795 amino acids.